Messenger RNA from Laccaria bicolor S238N-H82, 2343 nucleotides. RefSeq lists its product as uncharacterized. Bases 1 to 2343 code for a protein of 780 amino acids. The record is from RefSeq and is a predicted model, not a curated record. Lineage: Eukaryota; Fungi; Basidiomycota; Agaricomycetes; Agaricales; Hydnangiaceae. The transcript is spliced from 18 exons.
AUGGACAUCCUGCGCAGUCCUAGCUCCAAUUCCAUCUGGUGGACGGCCUACGAGAGGGAGAACGAGAUUCCCAGAUGUCCCCCCAGAUAUUUCGGAGCUUCAGUGGGCGGAUUUGUUGUUUGGGAAGCGGAUCUGUCAAGUGGGCUAGGUGAGGUCAGAAUGAAAUAUGCGACUAAUUUGGGUCCGCCUAAAACCCUAGCUCAAACCCUAUUUGAUAUGAUGAGGGCGUUGAUUGAGAGGGAGGUAGACAAGCUGUCGAACCCCGAACUGAACUGGCGUGACGUUGAGGAUGAAGUCGAUCAUUGGCGAACGGUGGCCCAAAGCGAAUACUGUGAACCUUAUUUCGUCUCCUUGUGCUAUUCGACAGCACUCGAGACACCCAUUGAAUUCUAUGUUGGGCUUUCGCCAUUGAGUCUACUAACUCUCGAGAAGAUGGAGGAGAGACACCGCCAACACUAUAUUCUAUCGGUCGAAGGUUCCUUUGGGGUUCAAGAUGGCCCCGUAUUGCAAGAACGUAUUCCACCAUUUCGGGGAAGGAUUUUAACGACCUAUGGAACCUUCCCCUACCACUCAGUGGUUCCAUUACCAGAGGAAAACCAUUUAUCAAUUGGCUAUUUAUCGUCAGAUGGUGUCACCCUCAACAGUGAAGAUAAGGUUUUUAUAUUUGUAGGCCACAACUCUUCGGAGUUUCAGAUUCAAAGAUUUCAUCGUUACGUUGAGCACAUGUUACGCGGUAGAGCCUACAUUGGCUCAAUCCACGCCGAUGGUAACAGGAUCAUGCAAGGUCAAGAAAUCAUUCCGGGUGCUCCAACUCUCCCCUAUCUCAAGUACGACCUAGACGAUAUAAGAAUAUUUGGGAAGGCACAACUCCUCACACUGCCCGAAUACCAGAGACUCAAGCAGUCUCCAACACACCUCCGACUCACUGAGCAUGUCCAUCUGGACCACCUUCCAAUACCUGCCUUUGACCCAAAUUUCAAUAACGGCCAGAAUCUAGGAAGGUUGCUGUCUACGGGAGGCAAGGGUGGUCAAGCUAGUGCUUGUCAGAUUAAGAUCCUCCUUGACUACGCCCCUGGUACGGCGAAACAAUUGGACGAUCUGGACAUUUUUAUCCAAAGUCUGGUUCUCACCAGAAUCCCAUUAAACUAUACCCCUGCCACACACGCUGGUACAUCGCAUACCCUAUCCACGGAGAUGCAUGCCGCCUUCAAAUCAAUUUGGGAAGAGGGUAAAAGGCUAUAUCCGCCAAAAUAUCCUUUGGAAGACUACUUUGUCGGAAACCUCCUCGCCGAGCGUGAAACACGACCACUGCCUGUCACACGGACGGACAUCAAACCACAGUGGAACCACCACUGGUCAAAGGUCUUAGCGCAGUACGGCCCCAACCCCCUCCUCAACCCCUCCCACACAUCUAUACCCAUCCGCCUGCGGCUCUCCGACUCCUCCGAAACCCACCUGAAAUCCGAGCACUUUCCCAUAUUCCCAGUCCAAAACAUCCUGGCCCGAUAUGCGUCUUACCUACUCCACCCCGCCGAACCAAACGAUCUCAUAAGAAUUCCAAUACAUCCCUGGAGUUUGGACCCUGUUUAUAUCCCACAUAUGGGCGUGGACCGGCUAUGUGACUCGGAUGACCUGCGCGAUGGAGCUGAUACGCUUCGCGUGCGACGAAUGACGCUCAUGUCAAAUUUUUUGUGGCAGUUGUUGCUUAAAAUGAACAUCGCAGACGAAGAAGCCACAAUAGCUCGGUUCGGGGGAGUCAACAUCCCCGCAUACGCCGACUACAAAUUCCCAAACUCCGUCAGGAAACUUGAGCACUUUCUCAACUUGGGUUCGUUCUGCUGGACCUGCAGUCAACGAAGACGGAGAGGCAAAAAAAUGAGCGAGCGUAUUGGGUGUCUGGACGUCGGUUUGUCAACUGUUUAUUGUUCCAAGUACGACGGCCUCGCUUCUCCGUUUUCUGCUUUGGAUUCACAAAAAGAAAUCACUGACUUGUUGAUUUUAAAAAGGGAAUGUCAAGAAAACGACUGGACAUCCGGUGACCCGAUUCCACAUAAAAUUAUCUGUGGGCGGCCUGAGGAGUUUUUCAAGAAACACGACGUCAACGCCCUCCUUCCCCCGCCUGUAUCAGGGUUCACGCACACCCCGGGGUUGGAGUACGUCAUCGGACUGAUGAAAGAAUAUCCCGAGUGGGAUUAUAUCUUCCGCAGUUUAAACAGGAAUGUAACAGCAACGUGGGGCGGGCCAGAGCGUAAGCCCUCUCUCCCUUUACAAAAACACAGAGCAGAUUUCCUAGUCUACAGACGCCGCGGUUGGUCUUAUUAUCACGACAUUUCGUUCUACUAG